AUGACUUCUUCUUCAACUGAACGUUCAAUUUUAUUUAGAUUAUCCAAUUUAGGAGAACCAGUUAAUAAUGAAAACGUCAACAAUGGUGUAUUGAUCUUACCAUCAGUACAAUUACCCAAAGACUUCCGUAAAGGUGAUGUAUUAUUUGAAUUACACUUUCAAUUGAAUGCUGCAUCCAGAGUAUCCCGUGAUGGUGUUUUCCACACCAACGUUCCUCAAUCGUUUGAUCAACCAUUUGAUAGAUAUACUCAUUUUGAUUAUCCCAUAAAAUCCAGUUUCCAUCAGGAUAUCUCUAUUCCUAUCCCAAUCUACAGACCAGGUGCAUACAACUAUUACAUCACUUAUACUGAUGAACACAACAAGCAAAAGCAAACUGAGAAAUUCUACUUUAACGUUCCACCCAACUUGACUAUUGAUAAUGCAUUUGUUGCAUUCAACUCCAUCAACAUUGAAACGGUUAUUUCGAAAUGGAUUGGACCUUUGGAAAAUUGGGAUAAGUUCUUUGGUAAGAUUAGCGACAAGGGAUACAACAUGAUUCAUUUCACUCCGUUGCAACAUCGAGGAGAGUCCGACUCGCCUUAUUCCAUUUAUGAUCAAUUGCAAUACGACCCAAACAUUUUCCCCGACAGUGACAAAGCGCCAGCUCAAAUCCAACUGAUUUUACAAAAGCACAAGUUGUUGGCAUUGACCGAUGUUGUUUGGAACCACACCGCCAACAAUUCCGAUUGGUUAAAGGAACAUCCUGAAUCUGGGUACAAUGCUGAAUCCUCACCUCAUUUGGCUGCUGCUAUUGAAUUAGAUGGUGCUCUUUUGGAAUUCAGUGACAACUUGGAAGAGUUGGGAUUACCAGUUGAUAUCAAGACCGAACUGGAUCUUGAUGAAAUCAUUCAUGGUAUCACCAGCCAUGUAUUGGAUAAGUUAAAAUUAUGGCAAUACUAUGUGUUUAACAGCAAGCAGACAUUGAUUGAAUUGGAACAGACUUACAAUGAAGGAUUGGACAAGGUUGCCCCUAUUGAAAUUCCUCAUGAUGUUGACAUCCAUAGUUUGAAGUCAUUGUCGAAAUACACUUUAGAAGUGACCAAUAUUCACCCAACCACGAUUAUUGCCGAUAGAUUCAGCAAUAAGUUCGACAUUAAGAAGUUCUUGGCGAUCUUGUAUGCCAUUUAUGACACCGAUACAGAAUUCGAAGUUGUGAAAUCCAAAGCUGGUGAUAUCAUUGACGCCAUCAAUGUUGACUUAUACGCUCUUUACGAUAGUGAUAUGUCUUCUAUCAAGUCCCAAGUUGCCGACCGAAUUAGAUACUUGAGGCUUGCUGACAAUGGCCCCAAACAGGGACCUGUAACAAAGAAGAACCCACUUACAGAGCCGUACUUCACGAGAUUUGUCGACAAUAAGGGCCGCAAACAAGCAUUGGCUAACAAUGGUUGGAUCUGGGGUGGUAACCCUCUUGUUGAUUUUGCAUCAAACAAAUCAAGGGCAUAUUUGAGAAGAGAAGUUAUCGUCUGGGGCGAUUGUGUCAAGUUGAGAUAUGGAGAAAAAUACGAAGAUUCUCCAGCAUUAUGGGAUAGAAUGAUUAAGUAUACCCAAGAAGCAGCCAAAACAUUCACCGGGUUCAGAAUUGAUAACUGUCAUUCCACUCCCUUACAUGUAGGUGAAAGGUUAUUGGAUGAAGCCAGAAAAGUUAAUCCAGAUUUAUACGUUAUUGCUGAAUUAUUCUCCGGUUCCGAAGAAAUGGACAAGAUUUUUGUGGAAAGGUUAGGAAUUAAUUCAUUGAUUAGAGAAGCUAUGCAGCCUUGGGAUGUUCAAGAAUUGUCUAGAUUAGUUCAUAGACACGGUGGUAGACCAAUUGGAAGUUUGACAUGGUUGCCACUUGAUGAUUUCACCUAUCCAGCUGAAGCAGAACCAAUCAAAGAUAAGUACCUUAAUGCUUAUACUGAAUUGGAAAUCCCCAAGGCGUUGACUUCACAAGCUCCUCAUGCGUUAUUUAUGGAUUGUACCCAUGACAAUGAGAUGCCUGCCCAAAAGAGAACUGUGGAAGACACAUUGCCUAAUGCUGCUCUUGUUGCCUUCUGUUCUUCUGCUAUUGGUAGUGUAUACGGUUAUGAUGAAUGUUAUCCAAAGAUUUUGAAUUUGGUACAUGAACAUAGACAAUAUUCCUUAGAUGAUGAUAACGGGAUUGGUAAAGUCAAGGCUAAGUUACAUAAGAUUAGAAAGGACUUGGCAUUGGAAAGUGAAGAUAUUUUACGAGAUCAUGAAAUGUACAUUCAUCAUGAAGGACAAUACAUUACUAUUCAACGUUACAAUGCCAGAACUGGUAAAGGUUGGUUCCUUAUUGCCAGAACGAAAUUCUCCGGCAGCUUCCAAAAGCAAAUCUUGUCUCCUGUUGUAUUAGCUGGUGCCAAUGUCAAACAUGAGUUUAGUUAUACAUUAAAGAAAACUGGCGAAUAUGAAGAAAAUGACAAGUUCCUUGCUGGUAUUCCUGUUGAAGUUGUUGACCUUGAACCACCAAAGUUAACAAUCGACGAGAAGGAGACUAUUAUUCGUGUGGAUGAAUCGUUUAUUCCUGGAUCUAUUUCGGUCUUUUCUACCGAAAUUCCUGGUCUUAAUGUUUCCCUUGAUAACUACGUCAAGGAAGGUGCUAUUGAAGCAUCUAGAGAUCUUGAUUUAUACGAUUUGAAUGCAUUAUUAUACAAAUCUUCCCCUGAAGAAUUAGAUGCUAGCAGUGGUCAAGAAGACGUUUAUAGAAUUCCAAAUUAUGGAACAUUAGUGUAUGCCGGUUUGGAAGGGUGGAAUACAGCCUUGAAGCAUGUCAUUUGGUCAAACAAUUUAGGUCAUGCUAUUUGUAACCAUUUAAGAGAAGGUGAAUGGGCUUUAGACUAUAUUGUAAACAGAUUAGACAAAUAUGUUGCCCAUUCUGCCAAGUUGGGUAAGUUUCAGGAGUGGUUACGGUCAAGAUUUGAUGCUGUCAAGAAGCUGGCUCCUUAUUUCUUGAGACCACAUUAUUUUGCUCUUAUUGUGGGUAUUGCUUAUGAAGCCGCUAGAUUCAGAGCUAUUAGAAGCUUUGAUAAAACAAUCCAGCAAGCUACCAAUUUCGUGCAAAGUUUGGCAUUGACCAGUGUGCAAAUGGUUGGAUACAUGCAAAACACCUCCCUUUACCCCUUGGUCCAAGUUCCUUCCAUGGCUGCUGGUUUACCUCAUUUCAGUAACAGCUAUAUGAGAUGUUGGGGCCGUGAUGUUUUCAUUGCAUUUAGAGGAUUAUUGUUGGUUCCUGGCCGUUACAAGGAUGCCAAGACGCACAUUCUUGGGUUUGCCAUGACGUUGAAGCAUGGUCUUAUUCCUAACUUGUUAGAUGCUGGUCGUAAUCCAAGAUAUAACGCUCGUGAUGCUGCUUGGUUCUUUUUACAAGCGGUGCAAGAAUAUGUUAAUUAUGCUCCUGAUGGUUUGAGUAUUUUGGAUGAGAAGGUAAAGAGAAGAUUCCCCUUGGAUGACACUUAUAUUCCACAUACUGAUCCUCGUGCAUUCAGCCAUGAAUCCACCAUUCGUGAAAUCAUUUAUGAGAUUUUGCUGCGUCAUGCUGCAGGUAUCAAGUAUCGCGAAGCUAAUGCUGGACCGAACUUGGAUUCGCAAAUGAAGGAUGAAGGAUUCAACGUUGAAGUGUUUAUAGAUUGGGAAACAGGGUUGGUCCAUGGUGGAUCACAGUUUAAUUGUGGUACCUGGAUGGACAAGAUGGGUGAGAGUGAACGUGCCCAUAAUAAGGGUGUUCCUGGAACUCCUCGUGAUGGUGCUGCUAUUGAAUUACAAGGUUUGAUGAAGAGUGCAUUAAGGUUUGUCAAUAAGUUACACGAUAAAGGUAAAUUUGAAUACACCCAUGUUAAGAAGGCUGAUGGAAGUGAAAUAUCACUCAAGGACUGGGAACAGUUGAUUCAAGAUAAUUUUGAAAAAUGUUUCUAUAUUCCUACACUGUCUAAGGAUGAUCACUUGUACUCGCUUGAUCCAAGUUUAGUUCAUAGACGUGGUAUUUACAAGGAUUUGUACAAGUCAGGCAAACCAUAUGAAGAUUAUCAAUUGCGUCCUAAUUUCAGCAUUGCCAUGUGCGCCGCUCCAGAAUUGUUUACUCCACUCAAAGCCCUCACUGCUCUUCGUAAUGCCGAUAAGAUAAUUCGUGGUCCAGUUGGUAUGAGAACUUUAGAUCCCCUGGAUUGGAAUUAUCAUCCAUAUUACAAUAAUAGUGAAGAUAGCGACAACUUUGCUACUUCCAAGGGUCGUAAUUAUCACCAGGGUCCAGAAUGGGUCUGGAAUUUGGGAUAUUUCCUUCGUGCAUUCUUGCAUUUCCAUGUGGAAGCAGUGGCUGAUAGUCAUACCCAACAAGGUGAUCCGCUGAUCAAUAUAUUAACCGAGUUGAAUGAGAGAUUACAGGGGAAUAUCAAAUGGAUUAAGAAUAGUCCUUGGGCCGGAUUGACUGAAUUAACCAACAAGGAUGGUGUGAUUUGUAAUGAUUCAAGUCCUACACAGGCCUGGAGUGGUUCUUGUUUGUUGGAUUUGUAUCAUGAUGUAUGGACUGAUGAGAGGUACCGUAGCAAGUACUGUAAUUAA
This is a messenger RNA of Spathaspora passalidarum NRRL Y-27907, 4593 nucleotides long. RefSeq names its product bifunctional 4-alpha-glucanotransferase/amylo-alpha-1,6-glucosidase (gene GDB1). The transcript has a single exon. The record is from RefSeq and is a predicted model, not a curated record. Gene Ontology annotation, biological process: glycogen biosynthetic process; glycogen catabolic process. Bases 1 to 4593 code for a protein of 1530 amino acids. Gene Ontology annotation, molecular function: 4-alpha-glucanotransferase activity; amylo-alpha-1,6-glucosidase activity. Lineage: Eukaryota; Fungi; Ascomycota; Pichiomycetes; Serinales; Debaryomycetaceae.